Oppiella nova is the source of this 1074-nucleotide messenger RNA. The record is from the annotation of a GenBank genome assembly. NCBI's taxonomy places the organism in Eukaryota, Metazoa, Arthropoda, Arachnida, Sarcoptiformes, Oppiidae.
GUUUGCGAUCUGACGUCAAAUGUAAACUUCAACUGAAGUCUAGUCUCGAAAACAAGUGAACCAUUGGUUUGCCAUAAGAUUUAGUGUUUAGUUUGCAUUGACUGUCAAGUAGUGAGGAGUGAAUGAAUGCAUUCAGUCAUACCAUUCAUACCAUUCAUACCACUGACACUCAAUUGAAUUGAAUUGAAGUCCGUUUGCAAACUAGUGAUACACUCCUCACAUCUGCACCAAUGGCUUUGAAAGACUCGCCGAUCGCUAAACUAUACCUCUUCUGCUAUAACCUGAUCCAGUUCUUCGGUUGGUCGUAUGGAUUAGCAGUGGUUUUGUGGCAUUUCGUACAAAAGGGUCACUUCACGGAUGUGUAUCUCUCGGUGCAGACCUCUGUGUCCAUCUUCCAGACACUGCAACUCAUAGAAGUGGUUCACUGUGUGGUCCGUCUGGUGCCGUCCAACGCCUUCCAGACCUUCAUCCAAGUGUUGUCCCGAUUAGUGGUAGUUUGGGGUAUACUUCUGCCGGUGAUUGAGACGCGCAAUGGCUUAGGAGUACCGAUGCUUCUGAUCGCGUGGUCUAUCGCAGAGAUGACUCGUUAUCUGUAUUACGCGCUCAAUAUCUACAAUAUGGUGCCAUAUGUGCUCACUUGGCUCCGGUAUACUCUCUUCAUAGUCCUCUACCCGAUCGGUGUGUCGGGCGAACUCAUAACCAUCGUGUCUGCCAUCCCCUACAUCCGUCACCGCAACCUAUGGGCCAUACAUUUGCCUAACUUUGCAAACAUUUCCUUCUAUUACCACUAUUUGCUGGUAAUUGUAAUCUUGUCGUACAUUCCCUUUUUCCCUCAAUUAUACCUCUAUAUGAUUGCUCAGAGAAAGAAGAUUUUGGGCAACACUUCCGUCACCGCUUGCCAUAAGACUAAGUGACCACUAGUGCAAUAAAUACUGUUAGUUUGCUUUCAUUUAGGACAUACUGUUGACCAGGUUUUGGGUAUUUUUAUAUUUUAUUAGUUAUACAAUACUGUAUAUUUUUCGAUUAAAUUGUUUAUUUUUUAAUAAAAAACAAUUCUGAUUUUUUGAUUUUUAA